This is a messenger RNA of Closterium sp. NIES-65, 642 nucleotides long. The record is from the annotation of a GenBank genome assembly. NCBI's taxonomy places the organism in Eukaryota, Viridiplantae, Streptophyta, Zygnematophyceae, Desmidiales, Closteriaceae.
AUGUCUAAAGGCUUUUUCUUAGCCACGCGGCCCCGUUCUGCCGCCCUCGCGGCCCCGUCGCGCACCGCCCUUCCCGGCCCCGGCGCCGCCCUUCCCAGCCCCGGCGCCGCCUCUGCUGGCCCCGUCGCCUACCCCUGCGGCCCCGGCACCGCCCUUCCCGGCCCCGGCGCCGCCCUUCCCGGCCCCGGCGCCGCCUCUGCUGGCCCCGUCGCCUACCUUGCGGCCCCGGCGCUACCCUUCCCGGCCCCGGACCACUUCCUCUCAGUUUGCCUCGAGAAGGCCCUCCUAGCAGCAGAGAAGAGCAUAGUAGCUGUAGGAGCCUCUCGUGGUGACCCUCGCACCCCCAUCUUUGAGGGGUGCUCCCCCUCCCCCCUUUUGCCCUCUGUUGCCUCUGCUGCUGCGGCCGACCUCGUUGGUCUUGAGUCAGUCGGUGCGGGGUCUACCCCUAGCGGGAGACGCCGCCCUGGCAAGGGCAAGGGGGGCAGGGGCGCUGGAGGAGCUAGCGGGGGCGGUGGAGGCGGAGGUGGAGGCGGCGGAGGGGGUGGGAGUGGCGGUGGGGGUGGUGGCGGGGGUGGAGGUGUCAAUGGCGGCAGUGGAGGCGGAGGCGGCGGCGGUGGUGGCGGUGGGAGCGGAGGUGGCUGA